Molecule: messenger RNA, 1607 nt
Organism: Episyrphus balteatus (marmalade hoverfly)
Lineage: Eukaryota; Metazoa; Arthropoda; Insecta; Diptera; Syrphidae
Exons: 4
Coding region: 341-697 (118 amino acids)
Source: RefSeq, a predicted model, not a curated record
UUAUUAGACCUGAUGCAUCAAAUUACUCUUGUGGCUUGUGGUUCAUCCAACAACAAAAAAAAGCUUGAAAAUCUCAUUUGGCAAGCGUGCACAAAGCUCGGUGAAUAUAUGUAUAUAAAAAAUUUAAAAACCAUUACCCGCUGGUUUUAUACAUCAUCUUAUUUGACCGUGACACAUCAUCAAAAAUGCUUACUAUGCUCUUCUAAUAGGCGUAGAAAAACAGAAAGAAAAAAAUUAUAAACAAAAUAAAAAAGUAUCGUCCCAAAUCUGGGGGAUUCAGCUCAGUGUAUGAUUGUAUCCAGCUGUAUUUGAAUUGGGAAAAGCGUUCGGUAGUGUAGCUAUGAAAUUUCUUUUGACUUGGACGCUGCUGAGUUUUUGUAUUUUAUUCGGUUGUGCAAGAGCCCAAGGACGAAGUGGCUCUGGUGGCCAUGGUAACACCGGCCAGAUUAGAAGAGAAACAGAUCAUUGCUGGCGAAGAUAUGAUGGAUAUAACAAAAACACGGUGCCAGGACAAAAAAGCGAGCUUAGGAGGCCUUUCGGAGUGUUGUGUACUUUUAAAUGUACAAUACUAUUGUACACUAGUUUUUCCAAGUGCGAAUUCGUCUACGACUAUAAACUGUCAUGUUACUUAUUAACCUCACUGCCUGAUUGUUUAUCGUUAAAGUGUACGUUCCUAGAUUUUAUAAGUAAUUUUUAGCAAGAUUAUUUUUAACAAAAGUACUAAAGAAGUUCUAUUCUACGACAUUUAAAUACCUACUAUUCCAGGUGGCUUGGGUGGCUUUAUUUAAUCUGUCCUCCAUCACUUACAGCUUCCUAUCUUAAUGAACUGCACGUGUUAGCCAAUCACAAACAUUAACAAUUGCAUUGAAAGCUUGAGGAGCAGGGUUGCCAAAAUACGUGUUUCAAAUAAGAGAAGGCACCAAAAUAUCUAAAAUUAUUCGGUUACAUUAAAAUCAAAAAUCUAUGACAAUAUAUAAAAGGAAACGCAAAUUGAAUCGGUUAUUAUGUUAUAGUUUCCUCAUUAAUGCCGUGGUCAGAUUUGAAAUGGAACCACACUGGAAUCACAAGCUUUCCAAUAUAAAAAAGAAUCAUCAACAUCGGUUUACUCAAUUGAAAGUUGCGAGGUAACAAACUGAAAAAAGAAAAAAAAAAAAAUACAGACGAAUUGAGAACCUCCGCCUUUUAAGAAGUCGGUUAAAAAAAAUAAAUAGGUCCACUUUGGCAGAAACAAUAAAUUGUGUAGUAUUUUGUGAAAAGAAAUUUCAUAACUUUUUUCUUGGUGCAAUUCAAGUGACUUAUUAGACAAUAUAUUUAAAUAUAAGCCCAAAAAAAUUAUUAAUUUUUUUCAAAAUUUAUCAAACUUGAAAAUUAAGCCUGAAAAUAAAAACAAAACUUUUAGUUUGCGUAAAUAUUUUACAUAAAAUGAAUACUAUGUAUAAAGCAUAUUGAGUAUGAGUAUACCUGCAAUAAAUGUCGUUUAAUUUGAAACAAGUAUAAUUUUAUAGAAUUUAAUACCUGAUCAUUACAAAGCUAUAGGUAAGUUUCAGAAGUGUAAUUUAAUAGCGGUACGUAAAAUACAUAGACAGGCCUAAAACUGUUUUUAACUU